Messenger RNA from Racocetra persica, 1613 nucleotides. The record is from the annotation of a GenBank genome assembly. NCBI's taxonomy places the organism in Eukaryota, Fungi, Glomeromycota, Glomeromycetes, Diversisporales, Gigasporaceae.
CUGAAAUAUACUUAAAAGAAACGUUUUCCGACGAUGACUGGGAAAAGCGUUGGGUUCAUUCCAAGCACAAGGAAGACCUCGGCACGUUUAAAGUAACAGCUGGUGAGUUUUACGCUGACGAAAUUGAGUCUCGUGGCCUUCAAACUUCUGAAGACGCAAGGUUUUAUGCAAUUUCUACGAAACUUGACAAGAUAAUCGAUAAUUCGGAUAAGGAUUUGGUGGUUCAAUUCUCUGUCAAACAUGAACAAAAUAUUGAUUGCGGUGGAGGUUAUAUAAAACUUAUUCCUCCAGAGUUUGAUGCGUUGUCUUUCAAAGGAGAAUCAUUAUACAAUAUCAUGUUUGGGCCCGACAUUUGUGGUGUGAACCGUAAAGUUCAUUUAAUUGUUCAUUAUAAGGGAGAAAACAAACAAGUAAAAAAGACUUUAAAGGCACCAUCGGAUCAAUUAACACAUUUAUAUACUUUGAUAUUAAAGCCCGAUCAUACGUACAAAGUCUUGAUUGAUAAUGUAGAAGAAGCGUCUGGAACUUUAGAGGAAGAUUUUGAUUUGCUUCCACCAAAAGAAAUUAUAGAUGCCAGCGCUAAAAAACCGGAUGAUUGGGAUGAUGUAGCCGAGAUCCCUGAUCCAGAUGAUCAUAAGCCAGCUGAUUGGGUAGACCACCCAGCUACGAUCCCAGAUCCUGAUGCAAAAAAACCCGAUGACUGGGAUGAUGAAAUGGACGGGGACUGGGAACCACCACAUAUCUCUAAUCCCGAAUACAAAGGAGAAUGGCAACCAAAGAAGAUUCCCAAUCCAAAGUACAAAGGAGUAUGGAAGGCACCUAUGAUUCCAAAUCCAGAUUAUGUUCCGGAACCACAACUUCAUGCUUACAACAGCGCAUUUCUCGGAUUCGAUUUGUGGCAAGUGAGAUCUGGCACAAUAUUUGAUAAUAUAUUGAUUACUGAUGAUGUUGAAACAGCAGAAUCAUUUGCCAAUGAGACAUUUGUCAAAUUCCAAGAUGCAGAAAAAGAAGCAAAGAGAAAAUUAGACGAAUUAGAGAAGAAAGAAAGAGAAGAAGCUGAUGCUGCCGAUAAGAAAGACGAUGACGACAUUAUUGAUCUAGAUGUCAACCUUGGUGAGGAUGGAGAAGUUAAAGUUACAAAACCAGAUGACAAAGAAAAAGAGAAAAAAGAGACCAAGGUAGAGAAAGAAGGAAAAGCUGAGGAUGAAAAGCCUAAGGAUGAAAAAGCUAAGGAUGAAAAGCCUAAGGAUGAGAAAGCUAAGGAUGAAAAGCCUAAGGAUGAAAAGGCUAAGGAUGAAAAGUCUAAGGAUGAAAAGGCUAAGGAUGAAAAGCCUAAAGAUGAGAAAGUUAAGGAUGAAAAGCCUAAAGAUGAGAAAGUUAAGGAUGAAAAGCCUAAGGAUGAAAAGCCUAAAGAUGAGAAAGUUAAGGAUGAAAAAGUCAACGAAGAAAAAGAUAAAGUAAAGGUAGAAAAAGAAACAAAAGAAGAACCAAAGGUGAAAAAGAAUGAAAAAGACGAAAUGGAUAAAUUAUUUGAUGAUUUUGAGGAAGAAUUGGGUCUGCCUCCAAAACCGCCAAAGAAAGAUCAUAAAUUACCGAUAAGAGAUGAAUUUUAG